Anopheles coustani is the source of this 948-nucleotide messenger RNA. RefSeq names its product RNA transcription, translation and transport factor protein-like. The transcript is spliced from 2 exons. The record is from RefSeq and is a predicted model, not a curated record. Gene Ontology annotation, cellular component: tRNA-splicing ligase complex. Gene Ontology annotation, biological process: tRNA splicing, via endonucleolytic cleavage and ligation. Lineage: Eukaryota; Metazoa; Arthropoda; Insecta; Diptera; Culicidae. Gene Ontology annotation, molecular function: RNA binding. The coding region runs from base 92 to 859 and encodes 255 amino acids.
CUCUUGCCGCACUAAAAAUUGCGAGUUCAGAUUCUUGUUUGCGCUGCCGGCAGCUAUUUUAACUGUUUAUUGGAAAAGAUUUCGUUCCAUAAUGUUUGAGCGAUAUUUGACCGCGUUGCAGUACAUUGGAAAUCAACCUGUGAAUAUUAAUGAUCGUAAAGAAUUUCGUUCCUUAAUCGUGUGGCUGGAAGAUCAAAAGAUACGCCAUUAUAGCAUCGAGGAUCGCGAAAAUUUGAAGCGGGUUGACGCGUUGGACAAUUGGGAGGCUGCCUAUGAAAAGUACAAGCACGACGUUGGACUACCGCCCGAACUGGAAACCCGUCAGGAGCAACUGACUUGGCUGCUUCUACACGCGGUCCGAUUGGAAUAUUCCGACAACGUUGAUACCUACCGCCCCUUGAACGGUGCCAAAAAGAUCGAGGAGGACAAGAAAUCCGUCGUACCGGAGGUGAAAUCGACUAACCCCUUCGACAGUCUGGACUUCACGAACGCACAGUUCGAAGAGGGUGCUCGCAGGUUGGCUGACCGGCUCGGCAUCAGCUAUCAUCCGGAUCACUUGGUUUCGCUGCGAGCAGCCGGGAAGGUGAUUCACGAUUGUCUGAACAAAGAAACGCUCAAGGAAACGCCCAUUACUGGGCAACCGCUUGCCAUUGGUGAAGGGACCGGUAGGAAACAGCUGAAUGGAAACUCGCAGAAGAAAGGGGAGGAAGACCUGGAAAAGGCUGCCCACAUCUUGCGACUGUUGCAGAUACAAAAUAUGCGUACCAUACAAACCACCAUCAACGAGACCAUUGUGUCCGUGCAGAACAUUACCGCCGACCCGAAGACAGACACCGCGUUGGGAAAAGUUGGUGUUUAAAGAUCAAUCUUGUGAUACGUACAACUGCGUACAUACUUAAACUAUGUUAUAAUUAAUAAACCGCAAUGAAUAAUCGUUUCUAUUUAACU